This is a messenger RNA of Pecten maximus, 472 nucleotides long. Its product is annotated as low-density lipoprotein receptor-related protein 2-like. Lineage: Eukaryota; Metazoa; Mollusca; Bivalvia; Pectinida; Pectinidae. The transcript is spliced from 3 exons. Gene Ontology annotation, molecular function: protein binding. The coding region runs from base 53 to 472 and encodes 139 amino acids. The record is from RefSeq and is a predicted model, not a curated record.
GGUAUCCCAUGGACUUGAUCUUGGUGACACCAAUGGAUUUUCACUGCAGUAUAUGGAGAGUCCUGUAGUUGUUAUAGGAGCCAGCAGCUGUUUAAUGUUUUAUGUUUAUGGUCAAAAUGAGUUACCACUGCGUUUAAGUCUGAAACAUACAGAAGGUCAUAUCACAAGGAUUGGAGAUUGUAAUACUGUUGUUGGGAAGGAACUGGAUUGGUACCGGAUAACCAUGGAUAUUCCCUCAGGAAACUACAGUCUUAUAUUUGAGGCGGGAGAACAUUUCUGGUCAAGAUAUUUUGGGUUGUGCUUAGAUGACAUUAGUGUGAUGGAUGGACAAUCAUGUGAUAACAUUGGGUGUGGUCCAAAUGAGUUUCUGUGCCACAACUCUUCAUUGUGUAUCCCUGCCCACCGUCAAUGUGAUUCCAUCAUUAACUGUCCUGAUGGUGAGGAUGAACAGAACUGCAGGGUCUCCUCUUGA